Nothoprocta perdicaria is the source of this 957-nucleotide messenger RNA. It is a transcript of the gene PCGF2, whose product is annotated as polycomb group ring finger 2. Gene Ontology annotation, biological process: negative regulation of transcription by RNA polymerase II. Gene Ontology annotation, molecular function: promoter-specific chromatin binding. Gene Ontology annotation, cellular component: PRC1 complex. The record is from RefSeq and is a predicted model, not a curated record. Lineage: Eukaryota; Metazoa; Chordata; Aves; Tinamiformes; Tinamidae. Bases 1 to 957 code for a protein of 318 amino acids. The transcript has 8 exons.
AUGCACAGAACCACCCGGAUAAAGAUCACGGAGCUCAACCCGCACCUGAUGUGCGCCCUGUGCGGCGGCUACUUCAUUGACGCCACCACCAUCGUGGAGUGUCUGCACUCCUUCUGCAAAACCUGCAUCGUUCGCUACCUGGAGACCAACAAGUACUGCCCCAUGUGUGACGUCCAAGUGCACAAAACCCGGCCCCUGCUCAGCAUCAGGUCAGACAAGACCCUGCAGGACAUCGUGUACAAACUGGUGCCAGGGCUUUUCAAAGAUGAGAUGAAGCGGCGCCGCAACUUCUACAGCGCCUACCCCGCGGCGGAGGGUCCCAAGGGCUCCGGCGAGGAGCGCGGCGCGGCGGCCGAGCCGCAGCAGCCGCAGCCGCGCAGCGCGCUCGCCGACGACGACAUCGUCAGCCUGUCCAUCGAGUUCUACGAGGCCACCAGGGAGGACGGGAAAGGCCCCGUGGAGAACGGGGAGCUGGAGAAGGGGAGCGGGGGCGCCGGGGGCGGCGUGCGCUUCCUGCGCUGCCCCGCUGCCAUGACCGUCCUGCACCUCGCCAAGUUCCUGCGCAACAAGAUGGAUGUGCCCAGCAAGUACAAGGUCGAGGUGCUCUACGAGGACGAGCCGCUCAAGGACUACUACACCCUGAUGGACAUCGCCUACAUCUACCCCUGGAGGCGGACGGGGCCGCUGCCGCUGAGGUACCGCGUGGAGCCGACGUGCAAGCGCCUGCGCCCGCCGCCGCCGCCCGCCUCCGAGGGCACCGGCACCAGCGGCGCCUCCGAGGGCGACUCCGGCAGCGAGAAGGCGCCGAGCCCCGGGGCGCUGCCCCCCCCCGCCGCCGCCACGCCGCCCCCCGGCACCGGGGGGCUCCUCAACGGCACCUCGAACUGCCACCCGCCGCCCCCCGCCGCCCCCCGCGGCCGCAAAACGACUCUCAGCGGCGCCACCGCCUUGACCUAA